Messenger RNA from Thamnophis sirtalis, 5718 nucleotides. It is a transcript of the gene DCLK2, whose product is annotated as doublecortin like kinase 2. Gene Ontology annotation, molecular function: protein kinase activity; ATP binding. Gene Ontology annotation, biological process: protein phosphorylation; intracellular signal transduction. The record is from RefSeq and is a predicted model, not a curated record. Lineage: Eukaryota; Metazoa; Chordata; Lepidosauria; Squamata; Natricidae.
GAAAGACCGCGGCGUCCCCACCUCCUUUCUCGGUAGCUCCAAGGAGAGAACGGGUUUACUGCACGGGGACGCCGCCAGCCGCAUCUUUUCUCCGCUUCGGGCUUAAAACUGGAUGGAAGCCGCCCUUGGGGAGGGCUUGGUGGAACCUCAUCGACUCAUAACGGGAAUCCCUCAGCGGAUACUGCUGCUGCUGCCGUCCGCGUUCAAUUCUUGCGGCUGCCCGCGGGCUGCGAGAUGUUGAGCUGCAGCUCCAAGAAAGCGCUCGGGGGGCCCGGUUCGGUGCUUGCGCGCGCCUGAGUCGAGAGCACGACGACUGAUGGACACGGAGUCCCGGGCACAGCUCGGGGCUACUGCUGCUGCUGCUGCUGCAUCUCGGGAGAAGGGUCGUGUGAACGACGAGCCGCGGAGGGACCCAACGCUGCUGCCUUCGUAUGGGUGGGAUGCUGGGCGGGCUACCCAUUCCGGGCCGUCUCGUUGGGCAGGGGGCUUAAGAGGUGGCUUUUAGAGUUGGGUUUUUUAAAGAAAAAAUAUUCUUAUUAGUUUCAUUUGGAAAGCCGAGGGGGGAGUGUGGGUGUGGGUGUAGGCGACCACAAGCCCGUCCAUGGCCAACCCGCGGCGGUGCAUUGAGCUGGAGCAUUUCGAGGAGCGAGACAAAAGGCAGCAGCGCUCGGGCUCCCGCCGGGGAGGGGGCAGCUCCACUUGUAGCAGCAGCUCGGGCCCCAAAGGUAACGGGCUCAUCCCCAGCCCCGCGCACAGCGCCCACUGCAGCUUCUACCGCACGCGCACCCUCCAGGCCCUCAGCUCGGAGAAGAAAGCCAAAAAGGCGCGCUUCUACCGCAACGGCGACAAGUACUUCAAGGGCUUGGUCUACCCCAUUUCCAGCGACCGCUUCCGCUCCUUCGACGCCCUCCUGGUCGACCUCACCAGGUCUCUGUCCGACAACGUCAACCUGCCUCAGGGCGUCCGGGCCAUCUAUACCGUCGAUGGCAGCCGGAAGGUCGCCAGCCUCGAAGAACUGGUGGAUGGUGAAAGUUAUGUAUGCGCUUCCAAUGAGCCAUUUCGGAAAGUUGAUUAUACUAAGAAUGUUAAUCCAAAUUGGUCUGUCAACAUAAAAUCUGGGUCAUCUCGAUCCUUCACAUCUUUAACAUCUGCAAAAAGUGAAAUAAGGGAGAGCAAAGACUUCAUUAAACCUAAACUGGUAACUGUUAUACGCAGUGGAGUGAAGCCACGAAAAGCUGUGAGAAUUUUGCUGAAUAAAAAAACUGCUCAUUCCUUUGACCAAGUGUUGACUGACAUAACAGAAGCUAUUAAGUUAGAUUCAGGCAUUGUCAAGAGAAUUUGCACAUUGGAUGGGAAACAGGUUACCUGUUUGCAAGACUUUUUUGGUGACGAUGAUGUUUUUAUUGCCUGUGGACCUGAAAAAUACCGUUAUGCUCAAGAUGAUUUUGUUCUGGACCAUAGUGAAUGCCGUGUUAUGAAAUCAUCUUAUUCUCAUGCAUCUGGAACAACAAGGUAUUCUGGAUCUAAAAGUCCUGGACCUUCACGUCGAAGCAAAUCCCCAGCUUCAGUAAAGAGGGGUGGCCAGUACUCCAGUACAUGCUCUUCAGCAAAAUCCCCAGUCAGUGGAGCCCCCAGCAGCCAGAUUUCUACUCCUAAAUCAGCAAAAUCAUCUAGUUCCUCACCAACAAGUCCUGGAAGUUUUCGGGGACUCAAGAUUCUCCCUCCUUGUGAAUCUUCUAAUGUAAAUGGUGUGCCUGAAAUAUCUCCUUCCCUGAGUCCCGAAGGUAUAAAUGGAAACAAGUACUCUGAGACAGCCACCAUUCUUGAAAAGUACAAAGUGGGAAAAGUGAUUGGUGAUGGUAAUUUUGCAGUGGUAAAGGAAUGCAUAGAACGAUCCACCAGAAAGGAAUUUGCCCUGAAGAUUAUUGACAAAGGAAAAUGUUGUGGAAAGGAGCACUUGAUUGAAAAUGAAGUGUCAAUUCUACGCCGUGUGAAACAUCCGAAUAUUAUUAUGCUAGUAGAGGAAAUGGACACUGCGACGGAGCUAUAUUUGGUGAUGGAAUUGGUCAAGGGAGGAGAUCUUUUUGAUGCUAUUACAUCUUCAACAAAGUACACCGAGCGUGAUGGAAGUGCAAUGGUCUACAAUCUAGCCAGUGCACUGAAAUAUCUUCACGGUCUCAGUAUUGUCCACAGAGACAUCAAACCUGAGAAUCUUCUGGUCUGUGAAUAUCCAGAUGGUACAAAAUCCUUGAAGCUAGGAGAUUUUGGAUUAGCCACUGUAGUUGAAGGACCUCUUUAUACAGUCUGUGGCACACCAACCUAUGUGGCUCCAGAAAUCAUUGCAGAAACAGGUUAUGGCUUAAAAGUGGACAUUUGGGCUGCAGGUGUCAUUACAUACAUUCUCUUAUGUGGGUUUCCACCAUUUCGUAGUGAGAACAACAUUCAAGAGGAUCUUUUUGAUCAGAUCUUAAUUGGAAAGCUGGAAUUUCCUUCUCCAUAUUGGGAUAACAUCACUGACUCUGCUAAGGAAUUAAUUAGUCUGAUGUUACAAGUAAAUGUGGAAGAACGAUAUACAGCUGCUCAGAUAUUAAACCAUCCUUGGGUAUCAGAUGAUGCCUCUCAAGAAAAUAAUAUGCAAGCUGAAGUAACAGGUAAAUUAAAGCAGCACUUUAACAAUACACUUCCCAAGCAGAAUAACCAAAACGCAGGAGUGUCUAUUAUCAUGAACACAGCUCUAGAUAAAGAAAAUCAGAUAUUUUGCAACAAGCGCUGUCAAAUCCCAGAUCAAGCUGAUGUGAAAUAAAUCACCAAGAUAAUUCCUGCUUCACAGCCUUGUACAACUGAUCACAAGUUGACUUCUCCUGCUGCUUCUCAGUUGCUCAGACUCUCUUCCUACCUUGAAUCAGCAUGUCAUGAGCCUGCAAGAUUAAUUUUAAGAAAAGUUCUAAUGAAAUCCACAGCUAGGUCAGCUACUGUUUUCUUAAACUUGCUACUUUAUUUUUUUUUCAUGUCUAAAAAGGAUGCAGGUUGUAUGUACAGUAGAUUUUAGUACUCUACCUAUUACAUUUGGGAAUUCUUAUGUCUUUAAAUGAAUUUGUGUUCAGUAUAAUUUCAAUCAUGCAAAUGAAUUUAUCUUCUCAUACUUGGAUAUACAAACUUUAAAUAGGUAUAACUAUUAAGGAGCCUUGUCCAACAAAGUCUAGAUUUUCUAAAAGAAAUGCUAGACAAAAAAAGGAGUGGAACUCAUUUCUUAAAUUUAAAAAUGCAGGUCUAAAAUCCUGAAGCAAGAUUAUUCCCAGUGGCAAUUUGUACAAUAUUAAAAGGCAAGUUGUGGAGAUUUGAAUAAUGGUGUGAAUGGAUAGCACACUUAUCUUUGACAUUAAACUUUUUGAUUAAGUACCAUCAAGUUAGUGUUGACUCUAAGUGAUCACAUAGAUAAGAAACAUAAAUUUAAACUGUGGAAUUUAAUAUAGAAUAAUUCAAUCAUUGACAAUCAUUUUGCAACCAACCCCAUUUAUGAAUGAGUGUGUUUUGAAGAUUGCAGUUAGUAAAGAUUUCUCUGCACAGGUUGUUUCCUGCUUCUCCUUUUCUGUCAUGAAUGACCAGGGUUUUUGUUUUUUUUCUUGGAACAGAAAGCUUGCUGCAUGGUGCAUUGUCUAAAAAAAGAGCAGUAUAUUUAUAGCAAGCUAGUGUAAUAAAUGAACUACUAGUCACCAACACAGAAUACUGUCAGCAUUGUAUUUUUUUAAUUAGCCCACUCUUAAAGAAAGUCAUCAAAUAUAAUGCUAAAUGUGCAGUGAAGGGUAAAUGGAGUUAUAUAUUAAUGCUUGUUUCAAUAUUGUAUUUCUCUGCUUGUUUUAUUUUUUCUUUCUAACAAUUUUAAAUCAUUUUCUAUUAGCUCUUUACAUUAGAACUAAGAACUGCAAUAAACAUUUUUCUUCAAAAGAGUAAGUAGUAAUUCUUUUGAGAACUUAUAAAGCAAAUCCAGGAUAUGUAAUUAUCUUGAUUUCCUUCUAUUCUGAGUACACAUUAUGUUCUCAAAUUUGAUAACAUAAUUUUAUUUAAUAGGAUCAGGCUGUUUUCUUUUAUUUUUAUGUUUCAGGUGUAUAUUAUUACAAUAGAAAACAUUCUGAGUAUAGCUAUAUAAUUGUGUCAUUCAGUUAUUUCCAGAUAUUAUUUGGUUUUACACUUGACUGUCUUCACCUUAACAUUUGCUUAUAUGUUUAAAUCAGAAUGCCUGCUAAGAGAUUUUAUUUUUUUUAGGUAUGAUAGCAUACUUAGUAUAGUCUUAAUUUUGCUUUGGCCACUUUUAGUGCAAAUUAAAAGAUAUUAGUCCCCAUCCCUGAUGUAACUCUUGUAUUAAAAUUGACCCACAAAAUUACCAGAAAGUAGCACACAUUAAGCAAGUCUAAUGUGAAAAUAAUUGUUAAGCAUAAUUUUAAAAAAAAUCUGGACAUUUCUUUCUGCAGUAUUUCAGGUGUUCUGUUUGCUUCUGUAAAUAUUAAGCAUACUCUUUUAAAACUUUCUAUAAAGAUUUAAGCAGAACUACACAAAAGUUAUUAAAAGAAAAAACCCAAGCAAUAUAUAUUUCAAAUAUUUCAGGUCCAAAUAUUUAAAUAUUACAUUUUAAAAGAAACAAUUUUUGCAUCUCCAUGAAUCUCAUAUGAAGUUGCCCUCUAAGCUUUCAAGUUUGAAGUAUUAGUCAUAUAAUUAUUUCUUCCAUUAUUAAAUACAUAUAAUAUUUUAAGAGAUGUAUACUUGCUGAUGCUAUAUUUCAGCAAGUGUAAUGGAUCCGAAAUUACUUUCCCAAAUUAUGUUUUCUGAAAUUUCCAUGUUAUCCCCUUCCUUUUUUCUGCCUCCUCCUCCCUUCUUAUUUUACUCAGCUAGAUUAUUUAUUCAGAUCAGUAUUGUUUCUGCCUACUAAUACUGGCUCUUGUUCUUACCUGUAAUAAUGAAAAAAGAACUACCUCUUUUAUAUUCUUGAUUUCAACAGCCCCUAUGAAAUCAGUAAUACUCAACAUUAUUGAUUUCAAACAGUGGGAAAUAGGGAACAAUUUCAAUGUUGGAUUGUGGCAAUGUUCCCACCAACUCUGUGUAUUACCUUUGUCAAAUUUAACUUCAGUCUUCAGUCUAAUCAAUUCAGACUGCAAUACUGAAACUUCAGACUUAAAUACUCAAUUUUCAGUCAACAUAAACAAAAUCAGGACCAUAUUGUGCCUGUGCUUCAGGAGCUUAAUUUUGAAUAGUCUGAGAUUAAUCAGUCAACUGUACACAUAUGAAUGGCUCUAGAUCAGCAUAAUUUAAUGCCUAUAAUUUCUUUAAUAAAAGAUAAAAGAUUUAUACGAUCCGAGGAGAAACCAGAUUAAUGCCUAUGAUUUCUAGCUUUUAAUUUAUUUCUAGCAUCAUACUCAAUGUUUAAUAUGUAGUGACAAAUUCAGCUUUAAUUUAGUUUUUCCCCUCAGUCUUAAGGGUUCCAAUUGGUGGUCCAUAUCCAGUAUACUUUAAAACCAAUGUUCAAAUAGUUAUACCUCUUUCCCCAUUCUACUAGGGCCAUAAAUAUUUAUAUUAUAAUUUCUUUACAUAAAAAUGAUUUUAAAAAACUUUCAUCAGCUCACUGGCCAUGUGUCCAACUAUUAAAGAUGAUGAAAUGUUCCUGGUGAAAAACCACCCAGCAUCUCAUGCAUUGGCAAUUCUUUUCUGAUAUAAUUAAAUGGGGGG